This is a messenger RNA of Paramecium primaurelia, 1137 nucleotides long. The record is from the annotation of a GenBank genome assembly. Lineage: Eukaryota; Ciliophora; Oligohymenophorea; Peniculida; Parameciidae.
AUGAUUUUGCCUAUAAAAUAUGAUGAUUAUAAAGAAUUUGAUGUAAAUCGUUAAUUGCAUGAUCAAGCAAGAGAUUUUAGAUUAGUGUAAUAGGGACUUCUUAAAUAGUAACUAUAUGAUCAACAGUUGGAAAUGGAGAAAAGAAAGAGAUCUCUAACAACACAAAAAUAAAGAGAGGAACUGUUAUACUUAGAGAAUUUGAGGAAAGAAAAAGAAAUGCGUAAUCUUAUGGAAGGACAAAACAAAUAAUUUAUAAAGAAGGAUUUAUCAAAAUGGUAUGAAAAUUCACUAACUAAUUAAAGAAUCAUCCAAGAAUAGCUAGUAAUGUUAUCUAUAUUGAUAGAGAUAAGAAAGAUAAUAAAUUGAAUAAUAGAUUGUUGAUACUGCAAAAUAAGGAUAAACAAUGGCUGAAUUCUAUGAAAAAUAAAAAAAAGAUUAUUAUAGAAAGGUGUAAGAUUAAUAAUAUGGUCAAGUGUAGAUAAAAAAGUUAAAUGAAUAAAAUUAUAAAAAAUUUGAUUAGGCAAUUUAUUAAGAAUAAGUUCAUUAAGAGAAUACAAAAAUAUAAAAGAAGUUAGAUAAUUAUAAAUAAGUACUUAAUUUGUUAUAUAUUAAAAGUAUUAUCAAAAUGUCUAAAAUAGAUAACAAUAAUUAUAGGCUAUGUAUUUGGAAAAUUAUAGAGAUCCUAAAUAAGGAUUAGAUGAUAUUAUCUUAAAGAAUGUAGAACAAAAGUAAUAGUAAGAUGAGAAAUAAUACAGAUAUUAAAAAGAAUUAGAAGAUGUAUCUAAGGAGAAAUAUAAUUCAAUAUUAUCAAUUUAAUUACAAGAAUAAUAAUAAAAGAGAAGACAGAAUAGACAUGAUGCCAAAUCAUAUGGCUAUUAACAGGGUAAUUCUGUUUAUUGGUAUAAUUCUGAUAGACAAAAUAAUGUAUGAAUAUUUAAUAGAUAUUAGAUAUCAACACCUGCUAAAAGUGUUGUUUCUGAUCAAAAUUAAUAAUAUAAUCCACUUACUAAUCCUAAUCCAAAUCAAAUACAGAAUCCUUAUAUACUAAAACAAUUGGGAAUGAAUCUAAAUGAUUUGCCUACUCCAGCUUAUACUAAAUCGAAGUUAGCUUCAAUGGGAAAGUUUUGCAUAAAUUGA